Rana temporaria (common frog) is the source of this 2553-nucleotide messenger RNA. Its product is annotated as zinc finger protein 850-like. Gene Ontology annotation, biological process: regulation of transcription by RNA polymerase II. Lineage: Eukaryota; Metazoa; Chordata; Amphibia; Anura; Ranidae. Gene Ontology annotation, molecular function: DNA-binding transcription factor activity, RNA polymerase II-specific; RNA polymerase II cis-regulatory region sequence-specific DNA binding. The record is from RefSeq and is a predicted model, not a curated record. The transcript is spliced from 5 exons.
UUUUUUUUCUGUACAGGUGGAUUGAGGAAUCAAGUUUUUUAUCAUGUUGGUCUUCAUCAAUACAACAAAGUCACAUGGGAAGUGAAGCCAUAUGGGUGUCUGAAGUCACUGAAAGUCUUUAUCACAAUUCACUGGAGGAUUCACACAGGACACAAGUCAUAUCCGUGUUCUAAAUGUUGUUCUGAAUCCUCUUCAACAUCGAUCCCGCCUCAGAGGACAACAAGAGAGAAGUCAUUUCAGUGUUCUGGAAGUGACAAUGGCUUUACAGUAAAGUCCAACCCAUGUAUAUAUAAGAGAAGUCAUUUCAGAAAAUAUUUCUUGUUUGGAAUGUUAUAAAGAUUUACAAUGGAGGCAAAACGUAUCACACACCAGAAGGUUCACACUGGAGAGAAGCUGUAUCAAUGUUCUGAAUGUGACAAAGCUUUUACAUCGAAGUCACAUCUUAUCAUACACCAGAGGGUUCACACUGGAGAGAAGCCAUAUCAGUGUUCUGAAUGUGGCAAAGCUUUUACACUUAAGUCAAACCUUAUGACACACCAGAGGAUUCACACUGAAGAGAAACCAUAUCAAUGUUCUGAAUGUGGCAAAGCUUUUACACAUAAGUCAAACCUUAUGACACACCAGAGGAUUCACACUGGAGAUAAACCAUAUCAGUGUUCUGAAUGUGGCAAAGCUUUUACACAUAAGUCACACCUUAUGAUACACCAGAGGAUUCACACUGAAGAGAAACCAUAUCAAUGUUCUGAAUGUGGCAAAGCUUUUACACAUAAGUCAAACCUUAUGACACACCAGAGGAUUCACACUGGAGAUAAACCAUAUCAGUGUUCUGAAUGUGGCAAAGCUUUUACACAUAAGUCACACCUUAUGAUACACCAGAGGAUUCACACUGAAGAGAAACCAUAUCAAUGUUCUGAAUGUGGCAAAGCUUUUACACAUAAGUCAAACCUUAUGACACACCAGAGGAUUUACACUGGAAAGAAACCAUAUCAGUGUUCUGAAUGUGGCAAAGAUUUUAAACAGAAGUCAUACCUUAUGACACACCAGAGGAUUCACAUUGAAGAUAAACCAUAUCAGUGUUCUGAAUGUGGCAAAGCUUUUACACAGAAGUCAACCCUUAUGACACACCAGAGGAUUCACACUGAAGAUAAACCAUAUCAGUGUUCUGAAUGUGGCAAAGCUUUUACACAGAAGUCAAAUCUUAUCAGACACCAGAGGAUUCACACUGGAGAGAAACCAUAUCAGUGUUCUGAAUGUGACAAAGCUUUUUCACAUAAGCCAACCCUUAUGGCACACCAGAGGAUUCACACUGAAGAGAAACCAUAUCAGUGUUCUGAAUGUGGCAAAGCUUUUACACAGAAGUCAAAUCUUAUCACACACCAGAGGAUUCACACUGGAGAGAAGCCAUUUUAAUGCUCUGAAUGUGACAAAGCUUUUACAGGACGUUCUAACUUGCGAACACACCAAAUGAUUCACACAGGACACAAGUCAUAUCCGUGUUCUAAAAGUCAUAAAUAUUUUACAAUGGAGGCAAAACGUAUCACACACCAGAAGGUUCACACUGGAGAGAAGCCAUAUCAGUGUUCUGAAUGUGACAAAGCUUUUACAUCGAAGUCGCAUCUUAUCAUACACCAGAGGGUUCACACUGGAGAGAAGCCAUAUCAGUGUUCUGAAUGUGACAAAACUUUUACAUCAACGUCAAACCUUACCACACACCAGAAGAUUCACACUGGAGAGAAGCCAUAUCGGUGUUCUGAAUGUGGGAAAGCUUUUACAUCAAAGUCAAGCCUUAUCGCACACCAGAUGAUUCACACUGGAGAGAAGUCAAUUCAGUGUUCUGAAUGUUGCAAAACUUUUACACAGCAUUACAACCUCAUCAGACACGAGAAGAUUCACACUGGAGAGAAGCCAUAUCAAUGUUCUGAAUGUGGCAAAGCUUUUACACAGCAUUACAACCUCAUCAGACACGAGAAGAUUCACACUGGAGAGAAGCCAUAUCAAUGUUCUGAAUGUGGCAAAGCUUUUAUAGGCAAGAGCGAUCUUAUCAUACACCAGAGAAUUCACACUGGGGAGAAGCCAUAUCCUUGUUCUGAAUGUAGCAAAGCUUUUACAUGCAAGAAUGAACUUGCUAAACACCAGAGGAUUCACACUGGAGAGAAGUCAUUUCAGUGUUCUGAAUGUGACAAAGCUUUUACAUUGAAGUCAAGCCUCACCCAACACCAGAAGAUUCACACUGGAGAGAAGUCAUUUCAGUGUUCUGAAUGUGGCAAAGCUUUUACAUUGAAGGCAAACCUUAUCAGACACCAGAAGAUUCACACUGGAGAGAAACCAUUUUAAUGUUUUGAAUAUGAAAAAAUAUACAACCUCUAGAAGCUUAAGCUGAGUAUAAUAGAAAGGGGGUGUACCAUUGUCCAAUAUAUAAUAAAUGGUAAAACUAGGAGAUCGGUCCCCAACCGGUCCCCCAAGACAAGGAGAAAUGGACUAUCUUGGUACUGGCUCAUUUAUCAUAAAUUUCAAGUUGUAUAAUAAAUAAAUAAUUGUAUUAAUACAGAUUAA